Molecule: messenger RNA, 888 nt
Organism: Arabidopsis thaliana (thale cress)
Lineage: Eukaryota; Viridiplantae; Streptophyta; Magnoliopsida; Brassicales; Brassicaceae
Exons: 2
Coding region: 116-565 (149 amino acids)
Source: RefSeq, marked reviewed
AUUACGAUUUUUAUCUGAUUUGACACAAAAGUAUCUUUUAGCCUUAAUUCGUUACGUUGUAAAGACACUGAUCCAAUCCCUUCUACACAACAAGAUCGGAUUAUAUAGACCCAAUAUGUACAGAUCCGCGAGCUGGAACCGUGUGACCGAGGAUUACUCGGUGCCUUGGUCCGCACCAAAGGGAUUAUGGAAGGGCUUAGACGAAGACGAGCCGGCUCCAUACGAUCCCACUGGCCAAGAGAUGACUAAGAAAGAGAAGUCACGUACCAAGUUUGCUGAAAACGCCGUUCACAUAAUCCCUUUUGUCCUUCUUGCUUGUGCUCUCGUCCUUUGGUUCUUCUCUAAUCCAGAUGUAGAUGUUGGGGUGAAAGGGGACUCCAUUGCGGCUAGGAUUGAAGGAUUAACGAUCGAAGGAGACAUUGACAAUGACAGCGACGGAACUCAGACCGGAUUCUUAGGAGCCGCCACAGAGGUCGGACAUUCAAAAAAUAAACUAAAACGCGAGGCUAAUAAACGCAAUCGGAGGAUACAAGCUUCAAGGAAAGUGAUGAAAGGUUUUUAUUAAUCACCUUUUUGUUUGAUAAAUAUUUACGAGAUAAACUUUCAAAACGAAUUAUUCUUUUUUUUCUUUCUAUUUUGAUUGCGCAUGUUAGUUGAUCAGGAGAUGUGUUUCUUUGGUUAAACUUUUAUAUUUAGUUCUUCACAUUAUCUUCAAGAUCCACAAGAACUACUUUCACUCUGUAUUGACGCCUUUCUUUUUGAUUAAUCUGCUACAACUUGGAGGACAGCGGUUUGAUGUUUAAAAAAGACUAGGGAAAAAAGUUUAAACGUUACCAUUUGUGCAUGCAAUUGCUUCUUUUCUUUUCAGAAAAGAAUACGCGUCUUUCC